Wyeomyia smithii (pitcher-plant mosquito) is the source of this 2520-nucleotide messenger RNA. RefSeq lists its product as uncharacterized. NCBI's taxonomy places the organism in Eukaryota, Metazoa, Arthropoda, Insecta, Diptera, Culicidae. The record is from RefSeq and is a predicted model, not a curated record. The transcript has 4 exons. The coding region runs from base 1 to 2520 and encodes 839 amino acids.
AUGGCGACGACGUCCAAGAAGUACAAGAGACUGGUGCGCAGCAGAAACUACGUGGUGCAAUGCGUAGAACGACUAGACCAAUAUCUGCAAACUACAAAGGAAUUCGAUGAGCAAGCAGUCAGGGUUCGCAUGGAAAAAUCGGAGCAGAAAUAUACGGAAUUCGAGGAGAUUCAAAACGACAUCGAAGGCCUUGACGACAGUGAGGAGAACAUAGCAGACCACCAGCAACUUCGGGCUGAGUUCGAAGAAAAGUAUUACGAGCGACACUUGAAUGCCUUAUUCGGUUACACUCGGAUGAAGAGGGAAUCAGCGGCUGGUUUACACGAUCUUAUCGACUGUUUUGAACGUAACACGAAAAUUUUGGACCAACUGGGAGAGAAGACGAACGGUUGGGGAGCCAUGCUGGUCCAUUUGAUGGUGUCGAAACUGGACGACGUCAUGCAGAAACUAUGGGAGGAAAAUGUUACGCCGGACAAAGAGCCAUCUUUUGCAUCGUUGGUCGAAUUUCUCAAGAAGCAAACUAGAGUUUUGGAUGCGGUUUCGGUCGAUCAACAUAUGUUUUCAACGGCAACAUCGUUCAGUGGUAGCAAAUUCCGUCCCACUAAAGUUUCGGUCAACUCGGCGACCGAAAAUACUCCCUCAAACUGCUUCGCUUGCACAACUGUCGAUUGUCCUUCCAAAUAUCGAUGCAAAACGUGCUCGAAAAAGCAUCAUUCGUUGCUGCAUCCUGGUUUUCCUGGUUUUGGUUCUACUUCUAAUCCUAAUUCAACUUCAGUAGCGAGCAACGUGAAUUCUUCUGUUCCAACUACAACCGGUGGUGCUCUGAACUCUGGUGAAUCGGUUUCUAGUUCGGUGGCAUCAAUCUCUUCUAAUGUGGUGAUGGGGCAACCUAGGUCGCACACGUUUUUGCUAACGGUUUUGCUCAAGGUGAAAGACGUAUGGGGAAGGACCCACCAAGCAAGGGCGCUUCUGGAUUCUGGAUCACAGGUCAACUUGAUGUCUGAAAAUAUGUGUAAAUUACUGCAGUUAUCACGGCGGGACAAAAAGGUGGAAAUUACUGGAAUUGGACAAUCUCGGAGCCGUACAGCAUAUGAAGUUUCCACCACGAUUGCGUCUCGAGUGCAGAAUUUCUCAACGUCAAUGGAUUUCUUGGUUUUGGGGCAGGUCACCAGCGACCAGCCAUCUGUUUCGAUACCGCUAGCUCAUUUAAAACUUCCCCCUGACAUGGUCUUGGCCGAUCCCAGUUUCAAUGUUUCUGAACCGAUUGAUUUAAUCUUGGGUGCGCAGCAAUUUUACGAGUUUCAUGUACGCGAUGGUGGCCGGCUGCAAGUGCGAAAUUUCGACAAUACGCUACCAGUAUUCGUCAAUACGGUGUUCGGAUGGGUGGUGGCCGGCGAAGCUAAAUGCAUGAAGGAAUCAACACUGGUUAGCUGUCACAUAACGAAACUAGACUCUCUUGAAAAGGCGAUCGAAAAGUUUUGGAUAGUCGAAGAACUACCGGUUAAAACCCCCCGCUCUCAGGAAGAAGAGUACUGCGAAACACAUUUCGUGAACACACGCAAAAGUUGGAUGUACGGGGACUUUAUGAAGGAGUACAUCGAGUUAGGUCAUAUGAAAUGCAUCGGCGGCGUGGACGACCUUAGUCUCGACGAAGGUAAAACGGUCUGCUAUCUUCCACAUCACCCAGUUUUUAAAGAGUCGAGUACUACAACUAAAGUACGGGUGGUAUACAAUGGGUCUGCUAAAACUUCAACUAAUUUCUCUCUUAAUGACGCUCUACUAACUGGUCCCACGAUUCAAGACGACCUGCUCAGUUUGAUGCUCCGCUUCCGAAAACAUGCUAUAGUUUUGGUCGCUGAUGUUGCGAAAAUGUAUAGGCAGAUUCAGGUUCACUCAGACGACACUUCGCUUUCAUGCAUUCUCUGGCGCUUCAAUCCUUCGGAUCCAAUUCAGGUGUACGAGCUGCAAACUGUCACCUACGGUUUGGCCCCAUCGUCUUUUCUCGCCACUCGUGUCUUGAAGCAGUUGGCUAUAGACGGCAGCCAAAAAUACAAACUUGGAGCAAAGGCCGUAGAUGAAGACUUCUAUAUGGACGAUUUUCGCUCGGGGGCGGACACGAUCAAAGAGGCGAUUCAGCUUCAAAAGGAAGUUCAAGCCCUAUUGGCGGAAGGAGGUCUCGAUCUACGGAAAUGGUGUUCGAACUGCCCACAAGAGCUAGAAAAUUUGCCCACUGAAGCACUGGGAGGAGAAACCACCCUGCACUUUGAUCCCGAACAGAAAAUUAAAACGCUUGGAGUAGGGUGGACAACAGAAUCUGAUCAGCUUUGCAUCGAAGUACAGCAAAUUACUAACGACGGUUUUUGGACGAAACGGAACAUAUUCUCGGCGAUUGCGAAACUAUACGACCCGCUUGGAUUGGUGUCUCCUGUCGUAGCAUUGGCGAAAAUCAAAAUGCAGCAUCUCUGGCUAUCCACUGUCGACUGGAACGAUCCCGUUCCGAUGGAUAUUGCGACCAAAUAG